Aspergillus welwitschiae is the source of this 1659-nucleotide messenger RNA. RefSeq names its product PQ-loop repeat-containing protein. Gene Ontology annotation, biological process: basic amino acid transmembrane export from vacuole. The transcript is spliced from 2 exons. Lineage: Eukaryota; Fungi; Ascomycota; Eurotiomycetes; Eurotiales; Aspergillaceae. The coding region runs from base 251 to 1408 and encodes 385 amino acids. Gene Ontology annotation, cellular component: fungal-type vacuole membrane. The record is from RefSeq and is a predicted model, not a curated record.
GUAAAAGUGGAAGCAAGUCGAUCUGGGUGUCCAUUCUUGGUCUAGACUGAGAGGAGCUACCCCGGAUCGUCCCACGUGAUCUGCACCCUUCGCAGACUCUGCGAACGUCAUCGCCGGCCAUCUGCUUCAUUCCAUCAACGCGUCUUUGUUUGCUGUCGACCGGUUUUGCUAGCCUCUUUCUGCUUAGAUUAUAGAGUAGAGCAUUGAUUGGGAAAACGCCCAAUCGCUCUCUCGUUCGCACCGCCCGGACAUGUUUCCCGCAGUCACCGGCAAUAUAGAUCUAGAGGCACUGAGUGGCAUAUGUGGAUCCAUCUCGAUUGCGUGCUGGGUGGUGGUCUUCUCCCCACAGAUCAUUGAAAAUUUUCGUCGCGGCUCAGCUGAUGGCCUUUCGCUUCUUUUCCUCAUCGUCUGGCUUGCCGGCGAUGUGUUCAACAUCCUCGGUGCCGUCCUGCAGGGCGUCCUGCCAACCAUGAUCAUUCUCGCGGUGUACUACACUUUAGCCGAUGUGGUGCUUUUAGCACAAUGCUUCUACUAUCGGGGAUUCACACUGCGCGACGAACCAUCCUCGCCGCCGCGGCCUGUCUCUCCCAUCACGGCAGAAACUUACGACGAGGACACUGAGAUUCCCUCUCCUGUCGUGCCUCGGAAGCCCACAGAGCGCACCACGUUGCUUUCCUCCAAACAACGCAGUGCCUCUUACCAGGCUCCUUUGGACACUCGUAGCCCAGCAUCAUCGGCUACCAUCACCCCUCACCACCAGCCCUUGCUCGCCCAUCGCCGUCACUCCGCCUCUUCAUUUCUUCAUACGACCGUCGACGGAACUCACCUCUCCCCAGUGACUCCGCUCGUCGAACCAGCCAAGCAACCCCGUCCCCCUCGAACCCUAACACUGCUCCAAGCCACCUUCUUCAACGGUUCGGCCAUCAUCCUCGUCUGUGCCGCCGGCAUCUUGGGCUGGUACAUCAGCCAAACGUCAUCACUCUCAUCGGACAAGAAUAACAACAACAAGCAUAAAGACAGCCCUGAUGACCUGAAAAUGGACACACUAGGCCAAGUUUUCGGCUACCUCUGCGCAGUCCUGUACCUCGGUUCCCGCCUCCCACAGAUCCUCCUCAAUUAUCGCCGCAAGUCAACAGACGGUGUUUCCCUGCUCUUCUUCCUCUUCGCCUGUAUCGGCAAUUUGACCUACGUCCUUUCAAUCCUGGCGUAUUCGCCUGUGUGUGAACGCUCGCAUCAUGGUCGAUGUCGAUCUGAUGAACUGGCAUCGCUGUAUGGUCGAUAUAUUCUGGUCAAUCUGUCUUGGCUGAUUGGGAGCUUUGGUACGUUAUUGCUGGAUAUGUGUAUCUUUAUCCAAUUUUUCUUGUACCAGGAUGCGAAUGGGGGUGAGGUGGAUGCAGAGGCGAGGUAAAAUAUUCGCAUGUGGUUUACAUUCUCUCUUGUUUAUUCUUUUUUUCUUGAGUGAUUAUGCCUCUGGGAAGACAUAAAGAGGUGUUGGUGUUGGUACUUAGGGAUUGCUUGAUUUAUAAUGAUUUAUUCUGAAAACGCUUGCGUGCUAUAUGGCCAGGUUGCUAUGCUACUCUUGCUCAUAUGAUUGGCGCUUGGUUGGAUCGGAGUUGCUUUUCGUGUAUAUAAUUAUUUAUUAUCUUAUACUAUACUUGC